UACAGUUAAUCGCGGUGAUUUGAGCAUAAUGUUGGUGAAAAGGUUCUUUUUCUCUUUGGCCAUCAUCGCACCAAUUGUCGUGGGAUUUCAACCAGAAUUAAAUGAUUUGGCGGAAAAUCCAAACACUGAAUCGGGAGUACAAGUGUCAUCUCGGCUAACCAAUACAACUGAACCCGUUGCCUAUGAACUCUGGCUAAGAACAAAUAUUCACAGAAGGAUUCUAGACUACGAUGGACGAGUUAAGUGUGUUCUACGAGCUCUCGAAGCAACUAAAUACAUUACAAUCAAUUCGGAACUUAUUCAAAUUGAAAAUUUCACAAUGGUUGAUCAUCUCAAUAAUCCUGUUAAAAUAUCCAAUAUGUUUGAGUACAAAAAUGAACGUGUGGUGGUUUUUCAAGUUGAUAAUGACUUGAGAAUUGGUCAAAACUAUAUUCUUGAGAUUUUUUUCUCCGGGGUGCUUCAUAAUUAUCCACGGGGAUUCUGCUAUGCACGCUAUACGGAUGAAUAUGGAAGGGUUGUCUACAUAGCUUCUUCCCAUAUGCACGUUACAAAUGCCAGAAUGGCCUUUCCCUGCUACGAUGAACCACGCUACAGAACUCCCUUCAUUAUCCACCUCGUUCAUCAUUCUUCUAUGACGGCUGCCUCAAAUAUGCCAAUUGCUUUUGUAACAGAUCUCCCAAACAACUUUGUAAUAAGCACCUUUGAGGAAACAGUACCAAUGUCAACGAAUUUACUUGCUUUUUCCGUAUCUAACUAUGUGACAAGGACUGAAACAAUAGAAAGCAAAAGACUCAAUGUUAGCAUAUUAGUUCCGAGACAUCUAAAAGAUGAAGUGGAUUUUGCUCUUGAGUUCUUCAUCACAAUGCUUGAGGAGUUGGAGAAUUUUUUUGGCGUUGGAUAUACUCUUCCAAAAUUUGAUGCUAUAAUUGUCCCAGAUUUUCUUUAUACAGCAAUGGAAAAUUGGGGUUUAAUGACCUUUGAUCCUAAAUAUCUUCUAUUCAAAAGAGAUCAUACAAGUCCCAGUCAGAUGGUAGAAGUAGCCAAAAGCAUUUGCCAUCAUUUGAUUCACAAUUACUUUGGCAAUCUCGUUGGAUUGGAUUGGUGGUCAGACGCAUGGAUGACAGAGGGAUUUUCUAAUUACUACCAAAAUUACUUUACACAAUUUUACCUCAAAGAUUACCCUUUAGAGGAAUUUUUCGUUGUGGAUUACCUACAGAGAAGUUUUGUGGAAGAUUCCUUAAUUAUAGCACCACCUCUAAGUGAAUAUGUGGAAACACAGCAUCAAAUAGAAACACUCUAUGAAUUUGCAACUACAGGAAAAGCAUCAUCCAUUCUUAGAAUGUGUGAUUACUUUCUGGGAAAAGAAACCUUCAGGAAGGGACUGCAGUACUACAUCAAAGACAUGGCUUUUCAAGUAGCACAACCAAAAGAUCUCUACAGAAAUCUUCAGCUUGCAGCUGAUGAAGACAACGCACUACCGGAGGAUAUUAAAAUAGAAAAUAUCUUCAAAACGUGGAUUGAACAACCGGGUUAUCCGUUGUUAACAGUUAUGCGGAACUAUCAAUCAAAUGAAAUUGUUGUGAAUCAACAUAGAUUCCUUUCGGCACGCGAUGAAGAGGAUGUCCGAAGAGAUUCUUGGUACAUACCACUCUCAAUUAGUACAGCUAAGAAUCCCAAUAUGAACAAUACAAGACCCUGGGCUUGGCUUAGAGGAGGAACAAGGGAAAUUGUGUUACAGACUAAGGAAAAUUUAACUUGGACAUCAGAUGAUUGGGUUCUAUUUAAUGUUCAGCAAACGGGAUAUUACCGCGUAAAUUAUGAUCCAAUUAAUUGGAAAUUAUUGGCUGAGGAACUACAUCGAGGAUCUCCCUACAAGAUAGGAACCCUCAAUCGAGCACAACUUAUUGAUGAUGUCUUCAAUUUAGCCUAUUCCGAUGUGGUGUCCUUCACCAUGGCAUUGGAUAUCAUUAAAUACAUUAGAUACGAUGAAGAUUACAUAGUGUGGGUGACUGCCAAUCGGCAUCUACUUAACAUGGCGCGAAAACUCGAUGGCCCUUCGUAUGAAUUAUUCUUUGGGAGAUUCCUACAGCAUCUUACUAAUGAACAUUUCGAGCGUAUGGACGUUUUUCCCCAUACAAGAGGUAGGGAUACCCCAAGAAUUACCUUCUUUCGACCAAUAAUCGUGGAUUUGGCAUGUCGUGCAAAAUUGGGUACUUGCUUAACAGCUACAAGAAUUCAGGUUACCGCAGAGGCACUCACGGGAACGUGCUUGGUGCCAAUGGAACAAGCUGCUACGUACUACUGUCAUGGCUUGAAGAAUGCUGACCAAAAGACUUUUCAGUACUUUUGGAAGAAAUUAAAUAAUAUGACAAGUGAACAUGAAAGAAUGCAACUCACCUACGCCAUUACGUGCUAUCACGAUCCAGAUGUUGUCUAUUCUGUCUUAGUAAGACUUGCUGAUCCCAUAACUGAUCUCAGUUAUACCAAUCUCGAACGAUACCAUUUACUGGCGACAGCUCUUAGGAAUGGUCAUCUCAAGGUUGUCCUUAAAUUCCUGAAGAAUAACUACGAAAACAUUGAAAAGCUCUUCAAUUUUAACAUUCGCAUGGAGCAUGCUCUCAAGGAGAUAGCUUGGUACAUUCAAGAAGAGGAUAUACCAGAAUAUGAAGAAAUCUUGAAGCUAUAUUUCUCCAAUGGAUACAUAUCGGAGAAUCUAAUAAAACGCCUUAGGAUUGAUAUUGAAUAUCACCUGGGGUGGAUAAGGGAGAACAAAGUUAAAAUAGAGAAUUGGAUAAGGGAUUAUUUUGAACCAAUGCCAGCUAAAUCAGCGUGUAUCCACACAUCAAUCUCUCUUGUUUUCUUUAUAAUAAUUUCAUUGCUGUUCUAGCCGUGUUUGCCAACAAAGCAAAACAUGAUAAUAAAGACAUAUCUCUAUCACAUAAUAAUUAUUAAAAAAAAAGUUUUUUCGCAUUA
Messenger RNA from Lutzomyia longipalpis, 2973 nucleotides. RefSeq names its product aminopeptidase N-like. Gene Ontology annotation, cellular component: cytoplasm. The transcript is spliced from 4 exons. Gene Ontology annotation, molecular function: metalloaminopeptidase activity; zinc ion binding; peptide binding. Gene Ontology annotation, biological process: proteolysis; peptide catabolic process. NCBI's taxonomy places the organism in Eukaryota, Metazoa, Arthropoda, Insecta, Diptera, Psychodidae. The coding region runs from base 29 to 2887 and encodes 952 amino acids. The record is from RefSeq and is a predicted model, not a curated record.